UGUCAAAUAAAAUUAAACUCAGAUUGUUUUUCACAUUUCUAUAUCUCUCUUCCUCUCACGUUUUCUCUGCCUCUCUCUAACCGUAAUCACCAUCACCGUUCCUGUCAGUCGCCGUCGCCAUUUGAGGGCAACUGGUGAUUUGGCUUUUCAUAAAAAUGUGAAAUUGACAUGCCAAUGUUCCUUUCAUGAUCUGCAAACUGAGUUAGUGGCUGAAUAAGGAUAUAUCUUCCAAAGAAUAAAUUACACCAGUGCCUCAAGAUGAGGCAUUCAUGAUCACUCACGUGAAGAAGAACAAAAACACCGAUGAUCCAGACGAAUGGUGUGAGGAACGGGCUGAGCGGACCUACUAUUCAACAUGGGAACUCAGCUUCAACCAAGAGUAGUAGGCAUUCCCGGAAGUCAAGGUCUGUUGGAUGUAGAAGUAUAUUCUACAAAGGAAGCCCGAGUGAGGACUUCCACCAGGAACAGAUUUAUGUGCACCUUAAAUCAGUCAGCAGUGGUCUCGGCUCAAGCAGACAAACAGAAAGUAGGACUUUAGUCAAAAUGUGUGGAAUUACAUCAGCUAGAGAUGCUGCUGUUGCAGCAGAAGCUGGAGCCAAUUUUAUUGGUAUGAUCAUAUGGCCUAAUUCAAAACGUUCCGUUUCACUUUCUACUGCAAAGGAAAUCUCAAAGGUUGCGCGGGAAUAUGGAGCUCAGCCAGUUGGGGUGUUUGUAGAUGAUAAUGCUGACACAAUACUAAGGGCCUCUGAUGCAGCAGACCUUGAAUUGGUGCAGCUUCAUGGAAAUGGUUCUCGAGAUGCUUUUCCAGUUUUAGUCGGGGAGAAACGUAUAGUGUACGUACUAAAUGCAAAUGAGGAGGGAGGCCUUUUGAACUCUAUUUCUGAUGAGGAGUCUUCUCUGGUUGAUUGGAUUCUAGUGGAUAGUGCCAAAGGUGGCAGUGGCAAAGGGUUCAACUGGACUAAGUUUAAGCUACCAUCAAUUAGAAGCAAACAUGGGUGGCUCUUGGCUGGAGGAAUUAACCCGGAGAAUGUUUGUGAAGCUCUUUCUGCUUUUAAACCCAAUGGAGUGGAUGUCAGUAGUGGCAUAUGUGGAAAGGACGAAAUCCAAAAGGAUGAGUCACGGAUACUAUCAUUCAUGAAUGCAGUGAAAUCUUUACGUCUUUAGUCGAUAUUGAUUAGCUACAAAUUGCCUAGUGCAGAUUGUUAAAUCAACUGCAAUGUUGGUGCUGAUCAUCUUAUAAUUUCUCUGCUAAUUAGUGUAGGCCAAGACUAGUAUCUCAUGAUACAUCAAGUUUGUAUUUUUAGAGAAACAUCCAUUUCUUUGUAAGAGUUCAACUUCCCUCAUGUGGUUCAACUGAUUGGCUGUAGACAUUGACUUGUUUGAUAGAGAACGGAUUGACUACCUUGACGACAACUAAUAAACUGCGUAAUGUUAGUUUUGAAAA
Messenger RNA from Lycium ferocissimum, 1444 nucleotides. Its product is annotated as N-(5'-phosphoribosyl)anthranilate isomerase 1, chloroplastic-like. Bases 304 to 1164 code for a protein of 286 amino acids. Gene Ontology annotation, biological process: L-tryptophan biosynthetic process. Gene Ontology annotation, molecular function: phosphoribosylanthranilate isomerase activity. The transcript is spliced from 6 exons. The record is from RefSeq and is a predicted model, not a curated record. NCBI's taxonomy places the organism in Eukaryota, Viridiplantae, Streptophyta, Magnoliopsida, Solanales, Solanaceae.